Molecule: messenger RNA, 2815 nt
Organism: Nycticebus coucang (slow loris)
Lineage: Eukaryota; Metazoa; Chordata; Mammalia; Primates; Lorisidae
Gene: SP5
Product: Sp5 transcription factor
Exons: 2
Coding region: 1264-2229 (321 amino acids)
Biological process (GO): regulation of transcription by RNA polymerase II
Molecular function (GO): RNA polymerase II cis-regulatory region sequence-specific DNA binding; DNA-binding transcription factor activity, RNA polymerase II-specific
Source: RefSeq, a predicted model, not a curated record
CCCAAGCGCGGGUCUCCAGGCGGCAAGGCCCCCUUUGAUCAGGAAAAUCCAAUUAUUUGUGUAUAUACAUUUCCCACAUAGUGAUUACUUCAUUAAUUGUCCCGCCUUUAUCUCCUCCUUUCCCAUCCCCCCUAAUAAUCAGUUCUUUUAUCCAGACCAACAAACACACCAUAGGAGCUUUGUGGAUUCAAAGGAUUUGCUUUCGCUUCUGAAAGAGCCGCUAUUCUUUGAUGAUUGGGUAGCGGCAAACUUCAAAGCCAUAAAUCUUCCCUCUGACUGGCUGGCGGCCCAGCAAAGUCCUUAUCAAAUUCUUGGAGGUGAUCCCGAAGCGCUCAGACCACGCGCGGGGCGGGCAAGGGGCGCGGGAGGGUUGGGCCCGGCGUGCGGAGCUGGCGCGGGAGGCGCGCUGGGCGACCGCUUGUCCUCGCCUUUGGGCGUCCAUGCCUCCACGGCGGCGCCCGGCUCCGCAGCGAGCAGCCUGCGAGCUGUAGCCAUGGCCGCUGUGGCAGUCCUCCGGAACGACUCGCUGCAGGCCUUCCUCCAGGUCAGGGCCGGGCCCGGAGGGGCCGGGGAAAGGUGGGAAGUGCCGUGUCCAGAUCUUUCCUGGUACUCCGUGCACCUUGAAUCUCAAAGGGAACCACGCCGGUGGGUGCAGCUGAAGUCAGACCUAGGGUGCCCACCCCAACUUCACACCUAAUCUGGUGCCAAGAGUGUGGCCUCGGGGGAGGAUCGCAUGAAUCCGGGGGUUGGGAGGUGCGCUCUGCGGGGAGAACAGGGCCGGAGCUCGUCCUGCUGGGCCCUCCUGGUGAUUUCAGGCUGGGGCGGGCCGGGGAGGAGUGCUACGGUAACGUGGACAGGAGAGCUUAAAAGAUGAGAGGGAGGAUGAAUGGGCCACUAGGUUGUGGGUGUUCCCAGACUCUUAACUGACCACAGAGCUGGGAGCGGCCCGUCGGAUCCCUCCUCCUCCCAUUUAGCGCCCGCUUCCUCUAAGGCUGGAUGGCGUCUCAGUGCACCAAGUAGUUUGCAAGAAGCGCUCGCGUGCCUCCAAGUUCAGGUGGCGCAGACACCAAAAGUUUCCCGGGACUGGAUCGCACCCCCAGCGCCUCCCCGGACCUGGGCAAGCACUCACCUCUGGCGCUGCUGGCCGCCACCUGUAGCCGAAUUGGCCAGCCGGGUGCGGCGGCGCCCCCGGACUUCCUGCAAGUGCCCUACGACCCAGCGCUGGGCUCGCCCUCCAGGCUUUUCCACCCGUGGACUGCCGACAUGCCGGCUCACUCGCCCGGCGCGCUGCCGCCCCCACACCCCAGUUUGGGGUUGACGCCGCAGAAAACGCACCUGCAGCCGUCCUUCGGGGCUGCGCACGAGCUACCGCUCACCCCCCCAGCUGACCCCUCUUACCCCUACGAGUUCUCUCCAGUCAAGAUGCUGCCCUCGAGCAUGGCGGCUCUACCCGCUAGCUGCGCGCCCGCCUACGUUCCCUACGCCGCACAGGCAGCGCUGCCGCCCGGCUACUCCAACCUGCUGCCCCCGCCGCCGCCGCCCCCGCCGCCCACCUGCCACCAGCUGUCCCCUAACCCGGCCCCCGACGACCUCCCGUGGUGGAGCAUCCCACAGGCAGGCGCUGGGCCGGGCGCUCCUGGGGUUCCAGGGGGAGGCCUCCCUGGAGCCUGUGCCGGGGGACCCCACGCGCCCCGCUUUCCUGCCUCAGCGGCCGCUGCUGCCGCCGCCGCCGCUGCCCUGCAACGGGGCCUGGUGUUGGGCCCGUCGGACUUUGCGCAGUACCAGAGCCAGAUCGCCGCGUUGCUGCAGACCAAGGCCCCCCUGGCGGCCACGGCCAGGAGGUGCCGCCGCUGCCGCUGCCCCAACUGUCAGGCGGCGGGCGGCGCCCCCGAGGCGGAGCCGGGCAAGAAGAAGCAGCACGUGUGCCACGUGCUGGGCUGCGGCAAGGUGUACGGCAAGACGUCGCACCUGAAGGCGCACCUGCGUUGGCACACGGGCGAGCGGCCCUUCGUGUGCAACUGGCUCUUCUGUGGCAAGAGCUUCACGCGCUCGGACGAGCUGCAGCGGCACCUGCGGACUCACACGGGCGAGAAACGCUUCGCCUGCCCUGAAUGCGGGAAGCGCUUCAUGCGCAGCGACCACCUAGCCAAGCACGUCAAGACGCACCAGAAUAAGAAGCUCAAAGUUGCCGAGGCCGGUGUUAAGCGGGAAGAUCCGCGGGACCUGUGAACUCAGCCCUGGGCACCCUCGAGGCCACUUCCGCCUUGGACCGGUUGGCCACACCUCUGCGGAGAUCCCGGGGGGCUUGGAGCAGCUGGCAGAAGGGCGGCUCAGCAGAUGGCCUCUCCUCUGCCCUCCUCCUACCGUGAAGCUGCCUCUCAGGUUCCUUGGUCCUCGGACACAGGACCCAGGAUUGGCUCUGGAGGGAGGGUUGGAAGCUGGGGCCGUUUGGGUGAUGGUUAGGAGUCCUGCGUGAAGCCAGGGCGGUUCCAGACUCUGAAUCUUUCCCACCGUCUGGGAGGCCUUCAGUUUGGGGGGACCACCCGGGCUGGCCUUGUAUAUAGGAAGCGCUGCUGAAUUAAAUAAAGCGGAAGGACCUCGGGAGAUUUGAAAUAGUGCUCCAGUUUUCGCUAGGGCCGGUUGGGACAUUGUACAGGUUAUUUAAUAGCUUUGUUAAAGAAUAAUAAUAUUAAUAAAAAUGUUGCUUUUGUCUUCAGCUCCAUGCAGAGCUACAGCAUGAUAUGUCUCUGUAAAGUGAUCAGCAGUUGCAGCGUGAAAAUAAAUACGUUAACUCCGGGUCCCCUCGGGAAGACCC